AUGCGAACCUCCUUUCAGACCGACAAGGAAGGCAAGCCGAGCGUCAUAUUUGUGCGUGCGAAAGUCGUCGUUGCAGUCGCAGACGAUUUUUCCUCGUUCACGGACGAGGAUUGGCUGGCGAAGCUUCCAGACAAAUCAUCCGCGUUAUACGCAUGCAGCUUACCGUCGAUCGAGGCGUGGCUCCGAUCGUUAGGGUUUCAACAAUCGUCCGCGAAGCCUGAGCUCUGGCGUCUUGAGCGGAGCGACUGGCAUGCGGAGCUGGUCACGGAUGUAACAGAUGUGGUCGUGAGGUACUUGAAGAGCGGACCUGGCAACCUGAGCAGAGACAUUGAACGGAAGUUCAGCUAUUCUUUCAGCAGAGAGGACGUGGAGAAGGCCAUUCUCGAUGGCCCAUGA
Closterium sp. Yama58-4 is the source of this 396-nucleotide messenger RNA. NCBI's taxonomy places the organism in Eukaryota, Viridiplantae, Streptophyta, Zygnematophyceae, Desmidiales, Closteriaceae. The record is from the annotation of a GenBank genome assembly.